CUCUCCCUCGUGCAGUUGAUCGUCCGAGAGCUGCCGCUGCAAGACUCGAGAGGAUUCCUGCCGCGUCGGAAUGGAUCCGAGGCUCGGUCCAAGAUUCCCAUGCCCCCGCCGCCGGCUUCGGAUGACCCCGGCAACAUUCCUCCUUCUUCGUGGGAACUCAAUUAUUUCUCCAGGCCGACACACAAGCCUCAAAUAGAGCAACUGGAUACGGAUGAAGUGUGCACGGCGAAGGGGACGGUGAUCGGGGUGGCUCUGGCGAUGGUGUUUCUCCACGUCGGGAUGUUCGGGGGAUUCGCCUUCUUCUACCGGAGCAGACGACGCGAGUGGCGCAAGGCGGAAGAGGCCGAAAGCGUGUACGGCAACGGAGGAAGCCGAGACAUCCUCUUCCGCAGCAUCUACGACCAACCCCACCCGUUCAACGCCGUGAACCGAACCAACCCCCUCGCACGCCUCAAAGAUGCUCUCGACGCCUAGGCAUCCACGACCAGCGACGACCCCCAUCCCCUCCAGCCAUUCAUCCUGCGAUCACCAUCGGCAUCCUUCCCCCUCGAAACCCGUGAAUGGAACUCACACCCUCGCAUCUACGCCUAGGGCCGAGGGAUCUCCGAGCAUCCUCAUCCCCGUCCGACUCCCUCGAUCCCCGUGAAUCGAACGCCUGGAAGGUGCUCUCGACGCCUGGACGCUCUGGUCAAUGAGUUUUUUUUUUAUUCCCCGAAGACGUAGAUAUAGAAGGAUUCAAUAGUGGUACUCCACUGCCAAUAUUUUGUUCUUGCUCGUGGCUCCGAUUGUGAUGCUCAUAGCCAUUUUCUUACCAUCUUUGCAACUCACGCUCAAUUUCCCGUUUGCACUCUAUGUGCAAAUUUGCAUGACAGUUUUGUUGAUAGAGAUUUGUCACCUUCCCUAUGUGCACGCUACUCUCGUUUUCCUGCUUUUUUUUAUCAAAUGGAGAGUAUAAGGAAAGAUGGGGGAGAUA
Messenger RNA from Darwinula stevensoni, 973 nucleotides. Lineage: Eukaryota; Metazoa; Arthropoda; Ostracoda; Podocopida; Darwinulidae. The record is from the annotation of a GenBank genome assembly.